CCGCCGUCGCAGCCGGAGCAAAUGCGCUGAGCUGAAGAAAUUGAUCCGACCGACCGACAGACAGACCGACCGACCGACCGAUCAACAGCUGCUCUGCUUUCUCCAUGCGAUGCGCCUCAUGCAUGUGCAGCUCGUCCUCCUGACGCUUUGGGCGCUGGGGGACUCCCUGAUCGUGGCAGCGCCGGCCAAGGACAGCAAGCAGACGAAAUUCCUGUUCUUGGUGGCAGCGGCGCCGGCGGCGCCGCACGCCGCGGCCGCCGCGAUCGUGGCUCAGCACGUUUUGCCGGCGGCCGUGUCCACGACCUCCCUGCGUCACGUGCACAACGCGGCCGAGACGACGCACACCAUGACCGAAAUCCACCACCACCCGCACGCCGACGCGGCGCCGCUCGUCGCCGUGGCGCCGAUCGCCCACGCCAACAUCUACACAGUGCACGUCGGUGGUUUCGGCGUCGGUUUGCACGUCGGCGGACACGGCCACGGCCAUGGAUAUUUCGCUCUUUCAUUCGGCCGAACGAAAAGUCAGAGAAGCAUGAAUCCGUGUGUGUUGUUGGCGUUUUGCGUCGCUUUUGCCGCGGCGGCGCCCACUGAAGUCGUCGACGAACAGCUUCAAGCUUCAGAGAGCAAAUUGAAAAGGAGCAUCGGAGGGGGUUUAGGUUACACUGGCUAUUACAACGGCGGCGGUUUAGGAAAUUACGGUCCAUGGAUUAAUGAAAACCCUGGACUUGGAUAUUCCGGAGGCUACGGGUAUGGGGGUGGAUUAGGAGGGUACGGAGGCUCGUAUGGAGGAUCUUACGGAGGAUACGGCCUCUUCAGGGGUCUCACUUCCGAGGGCUACGGUGGCUAUGGCAGCCGAUAUGGUGGGUACGGUGGAGGAUACGGCGGAGGAUAUGGUGGAUACGGAGGAAGAUAUGGCGGAUACGGGGGUGCGACUCUUGGCGAACAAUUUGGACUCGGCAGUUACUACGGAGGCGCCUACUCGAGAGCAUCUUAUUUGUAUGGAUCGCAAAGGCAUCACACCUCCUUGGACAACCCAACCAGCACCAUGAGAGCCUUUGCGUUAGUUCUGCUGGCAGUUGCCGCUGUCUCGGCCGUCGAAGUGGAAAAACAGGCCGACGAAAAGGUGGUUGAGAAGCGCGGCGUGUACAGCGGCUAUGGUGGCUACGGAGGCCUCGGAGGAAUCCGUUCCUAUGGCGGCGGAUACGGUGGUGGAUACGGCGGCGGACUCGGAGGCUACGGCGGUGGUCUCGGAGGCUACGGAGGCGGACUCGGAGGAUAUGGAGGCGGCCUUGGAGGAUACGGCAGUCAUGGACUGGGCGGCUAUAGCGGUGGAUACGGAGGCUACAGGGGCGGCUACGGCGGUCUUGGUGGUCUCGGAGGAAGUUACGGAGGCCUCGGUGGCGGUUAUGGAGGUCUUGGAGGCGCCUAUGGAGGACUUGGAGGCGGCUAUGGAGGCCUCGGUGGAGGAUACGGAGGAUACAACCGCGGCGGCGUUGGCGGAUUCUACGGCUAAGCAGCAACUGCGUUAGUACCUGACAACCACUGUGAUCCUCCUCAAUGACCCAAUAAAAUUUAAGAGUAUAAUUUUGUAGAAAAAUGAAAAUGACAUGGUUUUAUUUAUUUAAAAAAGAAAAAUAUAUUGAUUUCAAAAGA
This is a messenger RNA of Neocloeon triangulifer, 1653 nucleotides long. RefSeq lists its product as uncharacterized. The transcript has 7 exons. The record is from RefSeq and is a predicted model, not a curated record. NCBI's taxonomy places the organism in Eukaryota, Metazoa, Arthropoda, Insecta, Ephemeroptera, Baetidae. Bases 110 to 1513 code for a protein of 467 amino acids.